GUAAUUGAGAGUCUCAUCUACUCAAGCGGGAAUGACCCAUCGUGAUUAGUAUCGUGCCCUUGAUGUACGAAGGGGGAAACAUGUACAACAAGGACAUUCUCGUUGUGUCCCUUGCCCUUCAUCGAAAUAGAGCGGAGAAGUGGGAGGACCAAGCGGUCGGGGAUGCUCUAGUCUGCCAGAAACUGAUGAGGAAAAUGGCUCUUGGAUUAGCAAAGAACCAAAAGUUUAUUGAAUGCGAGGCUGCUUUCAGACAUCUGAAGCAUGCGUUGACGCAUCAUGAGGUCUUGAAACUUCCUGAUCCUGACAAGUCAUUUGUAGUAACUACGGAUGCUAGCCAAUAUGGCAUAGGCGCCGUACUUGCGCUGCAGGAGGGGAAGAAGUUGAGGUCGGUAGAGUACAUGUCUAAAAAGAUGCCCUCUCAGAAGUUGGCUAAAUCCACCUAUGAGAAGGAACUCUAUGAGAUCUACAAGGCGCUCACCCAUUGGAGAGACUAUCUCCUUGGGAGGUUCUUCUACGUCAGGAUUGAUCACCAGACCCUGAAGUGGAUGAGAACCCAGCCUGUGCUCUCUGACGCUUUGAAGCGUUGGAUUGAAGUCAUAGAGCAGUAUGACUUUGAGCCCCAGUACAUUAAGGGCGAGUACAACAAGGUUGCUGAUGCGAUGUCGCAUAGACCAGAUUUCUCUGGUGCGCUGAUCACUGAGUUUGGGCUUGCGGACAAUGUUACGCAGUCUAUGGUGGAAGCCUAUCGCGAGGACCGGUUUAUGUCUGAGAUCAUACGCAAACUCAAGGCGAAGGACAAAGCAACUUCUGCCGAGUUUGAGUUGGUCAACAAAUUGCUGUUCCUUGAGAAGGCAGGGAAUAAACCCAAUCUGCUGCAGCGGUUCUGGUGGCCCACGAUGAUGAGAGAUGUGAAGCUGUACGUGGAAACUUGUCAAGUCUGUCAGAGGGACAAGCUACGUACACAGGCUCCUUUUGGGCUUUUGAAGCCCCUUCCGAUUCCGGAAAGGCCUGGUGAGAGCCUGUCCAUGGACUUCAUGGAUACGCUGGUCACCAGCAAGAGCGGGAUGAGACACAUCUUUGUUAUGAUGGAUAGGUUUAGUAAGUUCGCCAUGUUAGUUGCAAUGUCAGAGACAGCGAAGACUGAGCAUGUGAUUAAGAUGUUCAAAGAGAACUGGGUUAGAGAUUUUGGAUUGCCUAAGUCUAUAGUCAGUGACCGUGAUGUGCGAUUCACAAGUGAACUAUGGAAAGCCGCAGCUGCAGAACAGGGAACGCAGCUGCAGAUGACGUCAGGAAACCAUCCCGAGGCGCAUGGACAAGCAGAACAGUUGAACCGUACUGUACAACACCUUCUGCGGCAUUACAUCAAGCCAAAUCAGGUAGACUGGGAUGAGAAACUUGCUCUAAUAGCCAGCCUGUACAACAACGCGGUCCACAGCGCAACGGGCGUGAGCCCGAAUAGUAUGCUAUUAACCUUUAGACCUAGACUGCCCUUGGAUUUCUUACCACCUGAGAACCAGCCCUCUACUGCACCAGGGACUUUAGAGUUUGCUUAUCGAUAUGAGCAACUGAUGCAGCAGGCUGUUGAACAAAUGCACAAGGCACAGGCGGCGAUGAUAGAGUCUGAGAACAAACCCUGCCGCCCGUCCACUUUCCAGGUAGGAGAGAGAGUCUGGGUCAAGUCCUCAGAACUGGGACAGGAGCACGGGAUCUCCCGCAAGCUCAUGCCACACUACUUUGGACCAUGGGAGAUUCUGGAUGUUGUCGGGGAAGAACCGGAUGGGCCCUCUUAUGUUAUUCACAUCCCUGGUCACUUACGUACUUACCCUGUUUUUCACGCUUCUAAGCUUGCACCAUUCAAAGAAACUGACCAGUUUCCUUCUCGUCGCUCUAUGCUGCCCCCAACCAUAGAUGGAGAGGUCGACAUCGGUGACAUUGUUGAUCACAGAGAGAUGCCAGUUCCAAGACCAACCGGCAGAGGACGUCCUCCAAAACCGAAGCUGCAGUACCGAGUUCGGUUCAGACAUCACACUGACCCCAGGGAGGACAGAUGGUUCACAAGGGGGACAAAUGGUUCACAAGGGAGGAACUGAUGCAGACCGCUCCACAGGUGGUCACUCACUAUGUGAAGUCUCUACGGAAAGGCAAGCGCCAGAUUAUC
Chara braunii is the source of this 2158-nucleotide messenger RNA. The record is from the annotation of a GenBank genome assembly. NCBI's taxonomy places the organism in Eukaryota, Viridiplantae, Streptophyta, Charophyceae, Charales, Characeae.